Guillardia theta CCMP2712 is the source of this 1194-nucleotide messenger RNA. RefSeq lists its product as hypothetical. The transcript is spliced from 2 exons. Lineage: Eukaryota; Cryptophyceae; Pyrenomonadales; Geminigeraceae. Bases 1 to 1194 code for a protein of 397 amino acids. The record is from RefSeq and is a predicted model, not a curated record.
AUGGCGGGAGGAGUGGAGGCGGUGGCGGCGCGGGUUGUCGGGUAUGGCCUGAAGAGCGCGAGAGACGAGGGGCUUGACCAAGACGCAGAACAAGUGAGGGAAGUCUUCAGGAUCGCUGUCCGGAGGCUGGAUGAUUACACCUCCUCCUCCCUCCAUGCUACCAUCCUCGGACGAUUCCGAGCGUGCCUUCUUGGAUUCGUCUUGGGCGAUGCGAUAGCGGUAGCCAAGGAGGGCAGAGACAUCAAGGAUCUGAAGAGUUUGGAAGGCUCUCUUGGAAUGGGGGGGGAUACGAGUCACAAAGUGGUUGCCAGUAAGGCUGCUGUGGUGUCCGGAAUGUUCGAACUCCCUCUGGGUUCUUGGAGCGAGCGAACGGCCACGAUGCUGUGUGUUGCGGAGAGUAUAUGCCAUCUCAAAACUCAUGACAGCAACGACAUCAUGAUGAGACUCUUGCGGCUCUAUCGCGUCGGGGUCGGGUCAUGCCAGCCUGGUAGGUGCAUGCAAUUCGACAAGUUCAUGGUGAACAGCUUAGAGUCUUUCGAGCGACAACAAGGGCAGAAGCAAGCUAGGAUGAAUGCUGCAAACAACAGCAGCGCAGCAUUGUCUCGAGUGCUUCCCAUCGCCAUGUUCCUGUACUCACAUCCAGCUGUAGCUAUACAGACCGCCUCCGUCGACACGUCCUCUACACACGAAUCUCUCAGUUGUCGCGAUGCAUCGCGUUAUCUUGCUGCCUUGCUCGUGGGAAUUUUCUCGUUCCCUCUGGACUACAAGCUUGAAGAAAUCAAGGAAACAGUAUUCUCGAAGCGCUUCUGCCCUGCCGGCCAUUCGUGGUCAUCGAAACCUCUCUCGAGCGAAGUCCGAGACCUUGCAGAUGGUCGUUUUGAUGUGGAGAAAUGCCCUGCGAACUUGAAAGAUGCCGCACCAGACGUCUUGUGUCAAGCUAUGUGGGCCCUCAAACACUCGCAAGAUUUUGUGUCCGGGAUCGAUCUGUUGCUCAAAGAAAAAGCAGAUCGGGCAGUACUUUCAACCUACGGCUGUUUAGCAGGAAGUCUUUAUGGUGAAGGACAGCUGCCUGAAACCUGGAUUUCUUUGCUGCACAAGGGUGAGAGCAUUGGAUCUCUCGCUGAGAAGAUCCAUGAAAUCGCCGAGAACGUACAGGUCGAAGUGCAAGGAAGAACAGCAGGAUCGAAUGAGUGA